Molecule: messenger RNA, 1846 nt
Organism: Pyrus x bretschneideri (Chinese white pear)
Lineage: Eukaryota; Viridiplantae; Streptophyta; Magnoliopsida; Rosales; Rosaceae
Exons: 3
Coding region: 242-1846 (534 amino acids)
Biological process (GO): regulation of gene expression
Cellular component (GO): peroxisome
Molecular function (GO): RNA nuclease activity
Source: RefSeq, a predicted model, not a curated record
CUCUCUCUCUGUAUAAUCUUGUAUUCUCUCUCUAGACUUUCAGCAGUAAACCCCGCAAAAAAUCACAAUUCUCUCCCUCUCUCUCUCUCUGUGGGCAUCGACUUCAAAGCCCAAAUCUACAGUUUUUAUUUGCUCGAAAUUCAGAGAGUAGAUUUCUUUUUGGUAUUUAGGAUCUAAGUUUAUUGGGCCUUGACGAGCAGCGGCGGGCAAAGUAUGAGGAUUCUAUGAGUUUUGAACUGUGAUGGCUUUCCCAUAUACAUCAACAUCAAUAGUGCCUUCAGAACUGUCAGAGCAAAGAGGAGCAAAUAUAUCAGAUUCAAACACAAACAUGUUUCAAGCUCCAACAAACCAGCCCAGCCGAGGCUCCUUUGAUGGUCCUGUGGCUAUCUUUUGGGAUAUUGAGAACUGCCCUGUCCCUAGUGAUGUCCGUCCAGAAGAUGUAGCUGGUAAUAUCAGAAUGGCUUUACAGGUGCAUCCCAUAAUUAAAGGAGCAGUUAUGACGUUUUCUGCUUAUGGGGACUUUAAUGGCUUCCCUAGACGACUCCGUGAGGGAUGCCAGAGAACUGGUGUUAGACUAAUUGAUGUUCCAAAUGGAAGAAAGGAUGCUGCUGACAAAGCUAUCCUGGUUGAUAUGUUCCUGUUUGCCCUUGACAAUCCUCCACCUUCUUCCAUCAUGCUCAUCUCCGGGGAUGUUGAUUUUGCUCCAGCACUUCAUAUACUUGGGCAACGUGGAUAUAUUGUUAUCCUGGUAAUUCCAUCUGGAGUUGGUGUUUCAUCUGCUCUCAGCAAUGCUGGUAAGUUCGUGUGGGACUGGCCUAGUGUGGCUCGUGGAGAUGGCUUUGUACCUGCUACUAAAGUUUUAAUGCAUCCUCGUGGGGGUCACACUGAUAUUUCUGGGUAUCUUAUGGGUUGCCAUAUCAAUGAUAAUGUGGAUAUCCAAAAUGAAGAAGAAGCUAUCUUGUAUCAGGGAAUAUCACAAAGCUAUUACAACUCGAGAGAUUUUUCAAUAGUCUCACAAUCACUGUCUGAAUUCAACAGUAGUUCCAUAAUGGUGCCUUGCUGUCCUACUGCUUCAAGGUCACACAGUCUCCCAUCUGGUCUCAAUGAAGUUUCUGCUGGGCCUACAACAUCUGGUGAUCAAAAUGAAUCUACUUGGUGGGUCCAGCCAGGGGACCUAAAUGGUCUGAAGGGACAGCUUGUAAGACUGCUUGAGCUAUCGGGAGGUUGCAUGCCUCUAAUGAAAGUUCCAACCGAGUAUCAGAAAGUUUUUGGAAGGCCUCUUUAUGUAUCAGAGUAUGGUGCAUUCAAGCUCGUAAAUCUGUUCAAGAAGCUGGGUGACACAAUGGCUGUAGAGGGAAAAGGGAACAAGAGAUUUGUCUACCUCCGGAACUGUAAAACGGGCACGAGUGCACCACCUUUGGUUUUGUUAAAGAGGGAUAACAAGAAAGGGAAGGGGACUCAAGAAGAGUGCAUGGAUAUUACUACAGGCAAUGGCUCAUCAGAUGAGUUCUCAGAGGAGGAAAGAGUUGUUGUAGAAGAAUACGAUGAGACGAGCCAAGGAAAGACCAAUGUGAGAACAGUAGGUGAAUGUGGAAUUGAUGAUCCUAGUCUGGAGAAUUUCAAAUAUGAGCUGCAAGAGAUUCUUGUCAGCUACUCUUGUCGGAUUUUCUUGGGUUGUUUUGAGGAGGUCUACCAGCAGAGGUAUAAAAAGACGCUGGACUAUCAGAAGUUUGGAGUUAAUCAGCUAGAGCAACUGUUCGAGAAGGUGACAGAUGUGGUGGUGUUGCUUGAAGAGCCAGUUGGCAAGAGGAAGUUCCUGGCUGCAAGUGGUGGCUAUAAAAAUUAA